AAGCAAACAAUGAAAGCAUAAAGCUAAAGAUAUAUUAAAUCUAGAGAAAACUCGGUGCUUUCUGGGGUCUUGUUCCAGGGGAAAAAAAGAACCACAAUUGCAAACGAUGUAUUAGAAACAGAGUUGUACCUUAACCUAUUGAGAAACUUUAAGAGAGACGGUGCCAUCAAAAUGAUAAACGAUUAGCCUUUUAUCAUGUAAGAAUGAAUAUCCUAUGAAAAUGAUCUGGACUAUAUCCAUAUUAUGCAACCAGGUGCAUCAUGUGCAGAGCUGAAGCUCAUCAACUGUACUCCAAGAAACCUAUAUUUGAUGCUCUAGGAAUUCAACUAUUUGCAGUUCUUCAUGAGCACAUAGAAUCAGAGGUAAAAGACUUCUGGCCGAGGUACUGGGGUGGUGUUGUGCUCUUUGAUGGUCGCCAGGAAUUUUUUAAGGCCCUUGGUGGAGGGAAACUACUGAAAGACAAGUUCAUAUCUGGAUUCCUACUCAAUCCAAGAGCAAUUGCAAAUUACAAGCGAGCAAAGGCCAUUGGAGUAGAACAAAAUUUUAAGGGUGAAGGUGAGAUCAAGGGUGGACUCUUCAUUGUUGGUAGAGGAAAAAGUGGGAUUGCUUACCAGUUCAUUGAGAGGAACUUUGGCGACUGGGCACCACAUGCUGAGGUCAUAGAGAUCUGCAACCGCAUUCAGAACCCACAACAGAACCAGUUAGAGUCGACUAAAUCAUCAAUUCAAGAAGAAUAUGAAAAAUGACUCAAUUUUCAGGAGUACAAUUUGGCUUUUGCCAGCAUACCAGUCCUUAAUAUGACUUUCUAUCCCAUGAUCUCCAAGUUUUAAUACCAUUAUUUGUAAUUUGCUUGUAGUUAUGAUAAUCCUCUAUCGGGCGGAAUUCUUUUACGUUGAAUCAAUGUAUUUGUUCUUUCUAUUGUAUUAGAUUAUUCGAGCACAGUAGAGAUUUAUUACAGAAGUUCAUUGUACUGCAUAACAUGAGUAUCCCUGGCAUGCAAGAAA
This is a messenger RNA of Sesamum indicum (sesame), 1004 nucleotides long. The record is from RefSeq and is a predicted model, not a curated record. NCBI's taxonomy places the organism in Eukaryota, Viridiplantae, Streptophyta, Magnoliopsida, Lamiales, Pedaliaceae.